AUUUCGUGUCUAACCACGGGUCAAUGUUGUCUUUUGUUUAUAUUAAGUUACUAUAGGAACAUUGUCUCCAAGACAUCUGGGCAAUGUUAAUGAUGCGCAAAACAUUCAAGCAGGAAUUUCCACAGUGUUUAAUUAUCAAAGAAACAAAAUUAUUCAAAGUGUAACUGAUAAGACAAUGGGUUGCAACGCUACCAAAGAUUUGAAUCCAAAUGCUGCAAGAGGCUAUCUAUUGGAAAAUUUCAGUAGGCACAGAGGAGGAAUCAAUUGCAUGAGCGUAAAUGAAGAUAAAACCAUGUUAGUAACCGGUGGAGAAGAUUAUACGGCAAAAUUAUGGACUGUGGAUCCUGUAGCUUACUUGGGUACUCUUGAAGGUCACAGUGGUUAUGUCCUGUGCUGCGUGUUUCAUGGAAUCUACGUAUUCACGGGAUCUGCUGAUAAAACGGUGAGGAAGUGGAAUGUAAAAAAUAGACAGUGUAUAUUCAUAUAUGAGGGACACGAGAUGACUGUCACUCGUAUUGUGUGCACCCCUUGCGAAAUUUUAAUCUCUACAUCUCAAGAUGGCACGGCUCGUGCUUGGGAUGCUCUGGCAGAUAGCGGAACUGUAAUAAAAAAGGCAUGCUUACAAGUGUUUAAGGGUCAUCUAAAAUCUAUUUACUCCAUAAUUUUUAUACCAGAUGAAGAAAACCCAUUAAUGGGUAAAACUAUAUAUGACGGUGAUAUAGUUAUUACUGGUUCUACAGAUUUUACGGCAAGAUCCUGGUCAUUAAAAACUGGAGAAAAACUAAAGAUUUUUGGUAGCCAUCGGAAGAAUAAACAUAAGGGGCCAGUUAACUGUAUGGCUGUCGACGGAGAAGCAAAAAAACUAUUUACUGGUUCUGCAGAUUCGACAAUUAAAUGCUGGGAUAUUGAAACAGCAGAGUGUUUAAGAGAACUGAAAGGGCAUACAGCCGCAGUUAUGCAUCUUCUGGUUCACAAUCGAAUUUUAUAUUCAGCCGGUGUAGAUAAAUUAGCAAUGGCUUGGAUUAUAGAAAUAGGAGAGAUUUCCAAGAUAUAUCAUGGCAACGGUGAAACUAUUAGUUGUUUGAAGUAUCACAAUGGAUAUGUUUACACGGCCUGUACUCAAGUAAGAAUGUACAAAGCUAAGACUAAAGAAUGCAAAAGAGUGUUUAAAGGUCAUAGUCAAACUAUAACUGCCAUGGAAGUAACAGAAGAUAAAUUAUUCACCGUAUCUUCUGAUGGAUCACUCAGAAUAUGGGAUACGACGGGUGUUCUGGAUGAAGAUGUUACAUAUGAAGAACAGUUAUCAGCAAUUGAAGCUAAAGAAAAUGGCAUGCAACCACUUCAGAAACCACCCAAUGAGAAUGAUUCACGAUUAGAAGAUUUCGCAUAAUGUAUAACACUGAAUUGUAAACAAUGUCAAAGAUUUCUUUAAUCACUCAAAAC
This is a messenger RNA of Centruroides sculpturatus (bark scorpion), 1443 nucleotides long. RefSeq names its product WD repeat-containing protein 86-like. The transcript is spliced from 7 exons. Bases 176 to 1390 code for a protein of 404 amino acids. Gene Ontology annotation, molecular function: protein binding. The record is from RefSeq and is a predicted model, not a curated record. NCBI's taxonomy places the organism in Eukaryota, Metazoa, Arthropoda, Arachnida, Scorpiones, Buthidae.